Seminavis robusta is the source of this 1041-nucleotide messenger RNA. Lineage: Eukaryota; Bacillariophyta; Bacillariophyceae; Naviculales; Naviculaceae. The record is from the annotation of a GenBank genome assembly.
AUGGCAUCGUCUCCAUCCUCCUCCGGGGCCACUGACGUGCCUGUGGACAGGAGCACAGUAAGCAACAGUACUAGUAGCGUUUCAAGUGUCGCUGCCACGCAGCCCCAGCGCCGAUCAUCGCGUCGUUCGAAUGCUGGAAAUCGUCGUCAAAGUUGGAUGGAUGUGGCCUUUGCAUCGCCUCCUUGGGGCAGUCACUACAAGGAUAUUGGUCACUGUCGCUUUGCCAAGUGCACCAAACGGAUUCAGAAUGCUACUGACACCGAAAUUGCCAAUCUGCCAAAGUCACAUUUGGCAGAUGCCAUUUCUGCCAGUACAGCUUACACGCCAAAGGGGAAGCAUGAACGACUCUUGAUGGACUACACCAGGGCGCUUCUGCAAAGGAACAUUGAUCCCAAUGAUCUCAAUCGCUGGCAACGAUCUGCUGUAUCUUGUGCUGCCUAUCAUGGAUAUCCAAAGCUACUCAAGCUCCUCAUAGUGGAUGCUAACUGUUCUGUCACUCUCGGGACUCCUCAUGCUCUGAUUGCAGCUGUCGAAAAUGGUCAACAUGAAUGCAUGACAAUCCUGCUGGAGCACAGAAAGGAAGAACUUCUCACAAUUCUGAACAAGGAAGAAAACGAUGGUGCCAGCGACAAAAUGAUUCGAGGCAAGCAUCCGGAGAGCGCCCUGGAAAAGACUGUGGCACGACGGGAUGUCACUUCGGUUCAAAUUCUGAGGGAUCAGGGGAACACCCGCAUGUCGGAUUCUUGCUACUGGUACCACAGACAAAAGGUUCUGCCAAGUCUGCUACAAGCCAUGUAUGAUGGACACGAUGAGAAUAUUUUGGCUUGGAGCAAGUGUCUUCAUUGGAGUUUUCCAACCACCGACAGAAGAAUGAUCAACUACAUCUGGCAUUUGAUUGCACCCAACAGUGACUUUCCCAAGGAAGUGUGGCUCAACAUUUUGAGUUUCAUGGGACGAGGAUGGUGGAUGGAUGCAUCCUCCUCUGCACGCCGAUCCAUUUCAGAUGUCAGAGAGUGGAAUGUCAUUGACAGCACGAACUAG